Paramuricea clavata is the source of this 4811-nucleotide messenger RNA. The record is from the annotation of a GenBank genome assembly. Lineage: Eukaryota; Metazoa; Cnidaria; Anthozoa; Malacalcyonacea; Plexauridae.
CAAACCCGAGUUAUUCCUAAUAUGGAAACUGACGUUACUUGCCGACGAGUAGUCGUGCGCCGAAGUUGCCCCGACGGCAAUGGCGGUUUCGCGCGGGACGGUUUAAAAAGAUGGCCGAAAUCAACAUCUCGCAUUUUCGACAAGAAUCCGAUUGUGGAAGGACGAAGAGAGAAGAUAACUUAUCCUAUUCAAGUUCUACACUCGCAGAAAACAUGAGAGAGCAACCUAAGGCAACAAAACUUGUGCACUCGCCAAGAAUGCCUGCGAAAAACAGUGGGAACUCAGACGAAAAUAGCAAGAUAUCAAAGUCGCUGUCGAAGGAGACAAAGGUAUUCAUAAACCCACGCGGAACAAACAAGCUUUGUAGUUUCUCGUCAGAAGCAAUCGUUUUACAUUACAAGCACGGAAUAAAAGCCAAGUCAGUAAAUAUAUUGCCUUGUUUAAACAAAGAUGUGAUUUGGGAAGGGAGAGUUUGCAUGAGAAUGGGUCAUUCCAUUUAUUAUCCGCACCCCCCCUAUGGAUGAGCGGAUUCCUACCGGUCAGAUAUUAGGACUUAGGGGAUUCCUACUGGUCAGAUAUUGGGAAUUAACAGAUUCCUUUGGCCCGAUUCCUACCGGUCAGAUAUUGCCGUCAAGGUGUAGCAUACUAUAUUGCCAAAUAUUUAUUAUGAGAAUCAUACUCUGAGAAUCAUAAUAAUUUCAUUUAUUAUUCUCACCCCCCCCCCCGGUCUGACAUUGGGAAUUAGCAGAUUCCUACCGGUGAGAUAUUGGCAAUUAGCAGAUUCCUACCAGUGAGAUAUUGGCAAUUAGCAGCAUUCGUAGGGUUUAGAUUGAUACUGUCGAUUCCAACAGGGUACUUCUCUGAAAUCCGAUUCCUACAGGUAACAUUUUUACCAGAGCUCAUCCAUAGGGGGGGUGCGGAUAAUAAAUGGAAUGACCCAAUAUGAGAUUACAUAAAUGCGAGUGUUCUUGAGACUUUAAGUGAGUUGAGUCUUGACUUUGACUACCAUGUCUACCAUCGCUCAGUCUAAACUUGCAUUGGGAUAUUUUUACUGAUCAAAAUAUAUCAGACAAUAUUUUGCGCAGAACUUCAAUUUCCUGCAAAGCCAAAACUUUACAAGCUGGUGGAGCAAAACCUCUCAUGACUCUGACAUUUUAGUUCUAUGAAAGCAUCUGACAUGAGUUCUAUGAUUGCCUUUUUUUCCAUCUAUGUUCUGUAAUAUUUAACAUAUAUAAAUCACUGUCGAUACUAAAACAUGUUUGUUUCAGGCCAAAUCUGAUGACUCCUCCUCGUCGAGCCUGUCAUUAUUUGAAGGACGAGAGCAGCGAAAGUCUCUGCAAGUUCUUCAACCCUCUGCUGAUGGUCAAAGGCUUCUUGUUGGUGGAACAAACAGUCAGAGAUCUAAAACAAAGGCAAGAAUAUUUUCAGAGGAAUUAUUGCAACAGAUAGGUGCUAUCCGGUAUACUGUAAACGUAGCCUCUAUCUCCAAAUGAAUGCUCUACCGACUGAGCUAUCAGCCUUUGUAAUAUAUUCACUUACUCAAGUUUUUGGCAUUAUUGCAUUCCUGCAAUAAUGAAUAAUUAUAUGGGUAUGUUUUUAUUGUAGAGUAAAGCACAGCAAAAACGUGCUUCGUCAUCAAGUCAAACGAAACUUAAACAUUAUCUAACCAAGUCAUCGGAUGAAGUCGACAAAACUCAGUCCAGUUCUUCAGAAGUUGAAAGUACCACAACAUCUGUUCCUGUAAAGUCCGAAAUGCCUCCAUCUUCAGAUGACGCUUAUGCAUUGAUGGUGCAAGGUAGGAACUUGUAUAAAACACUUCCUAUACUUAAAAUAUCUUUCAGGUAGUUCAGACAAAAACCAUGACAGUUUAUUGUAGAAUUAAUAACUACCUACACUAGACCACCACGUGAGAUAUUUUAUUCAAGUACCCUGUAGUUCAGACACAAACUCAGACAGCUUAUUGUAGAAUACUACCUACACUAGACCACCAUGUGAGAUAUCUUAUUCAGGUACCCUGUAGUUCAGACACAAACCACGACAGCUUAUCGCAGAAUACUACCUACACUAGACCACCACGUUUGACAGAUUUUUUUAGGUAGUUCAGACACAAACCAUGACAGCUUAUCGCAGAAUACUACCUACACUGGACCACCACGUUUGACAGAUUUUUUUAGGUAGUUCAGACACAAACCAUGACAGCUUAUCGCAGAAUACUACCUACACUAGACCACCACGUUUGACAGAUUUUUUUAGGUAGUUCAGACACAAACCAUGACAGCUUAUCGCAGAAUACUACCUACACUGGACCACCACGUUUGACAGAUUUUUUUAGGUAGUUCAGACACAAACCAUGACAGCUUAUCGCAGAAUACUACCUACACUAGACCACCACGUUUGACAGAUUUUUUUAGGUAGUUCAGACACAAACCAUGACAGCUUAUCGCAGAAUACUACCUACACUGGACCACCACGUUUGACAGAUUUUUUUAGGUAGUUCAGACACAAACCAUGACAGCUUAUCGCAGAAUACUACCUACACUAGACCACCACGUUUGACAGAUUUUUUUAGGUAGUUCAGACACAAACCAUGACAGCUUAUCGCAGAAUACUACCUACACUGGACCACCACGUUUGACAGAUUUUUUUAGGUAGUUCAGACACAAACCAUGACAGCUUAUCGCAGAAUACUACCUACACUAGACCACCACGUUUGACAGAUUUUUUUAGGUAGUUCAGACACAAACCAUGACAGCUUAUCGCAGAAUACUACCUACACUGGACCACCACGUUUGACAGAUUUUUUUAGGUAGUUCAGACACAAACCAUGACAGCUUAUCGCAGAAUACUACCUACACUAGACCACCACGUUUGACAGAUUUUUUUAGGUAGUUCAGACACAAACCAUGACAGCUUAUCGCAGAAUACUACCUACACUGGACCACCACGUUUGAGAUAUCUUUUUCAGGUAGUUCAGACACAAACCAAGGCAGCUUAUUGUAGAAUACUACCUACACUGGACCACCAUGUUUGAGAUAUCUUUUUCAGGUAGUUCAGACACAAACCACGACAGCUUAUCGCAGAAUACUACCUACCAUAGAUUAAGAAAUGAAUAGAUGGCUCACUCCUUUGAUGUUUUUGACGCUGCCGGCACCCACGCAUGUUCUUGCCAGAGUAAUGGCGGCCUAGCAAGAACUAUAAUAAAAUGUAUUGUGAAAUUGAUAUCCAUGCUACUAAAUCCUGUAUUUUUCCGCUUUCGUGGGGUUUAAUGGCAAAAUAAAUCAGAAUUAUAAAAAUAAAGGAUUUAGUAGAACCGAUGUCAAUUUUACAAUGCAUUUUACUAAAGUUACUUGCUAGGCCGCCAUUACUCUGGCAAGAACAUGCGUGGGUGCCGGCAGCGUCAAAAACAUCAAAGGAGUGAGCCAUCUAUUCAUUUCCUAAUCUAUGCUACCUACACUGGACCACCACGUUUGAGAUAUCUUUUUCAGGUAGUUCAGACACAAACCAUGGCGGCUUAUUGUACAAUAUUACCUACACUGGACCACCACAACAACAGCUUAUCGUAGAAUACUAUACCUACACUGUCGCUUGACCAUCAUUGAGUUGUACGAUGUAAUUUCUUCCCUGUUUCAGUCCCAGCCCCAGAGCGGUACUGGGAACUAGUAGCAGAAGAACGUCGAAAAGCGCUGGAAGAAACUCUUGAGGAAAACAUGAAGGUUUGUUGGCUGAUUUUUAAGACCUGUUUAAACUUGCAAGUUUUGCUGUGAUCUCCUUCUGAUGGAUGUGAACGAGGGGAUGAGUUUAUUGAGUUAUGAAUGUGCAGAUGAGGGUAACACACACUCGGAACAUUCGUAACUCCUCUACUCAUUCACAUUUGUCAGAAGAAGAAAAAGUGCUUGACAGUUCGUGCUGGUCCUUGAAAGUCCUCGAAUUUCUUUCCAAUUGGCAAUUGUGCUGAUAAUACUAUCAGUGCCAUUUUCAAAGGUUUAUCCAGCUUUUAGCUCCUUGGAUUUACUGGGAAACGUCCUUGAAAAGUCCUUGAAUAGAGUGGAAACCCUACCUCCCCCUCUCCAGUAUAUAUGUUACAAUAUGCCUUGUCAUUUUUUCUUUCAGUUGUAUGAAAUGAUUGAAAAGUUGAAAGAAGAGAAUGCAGCACUUAAAGAGAAAGCGAACAAUACCGAUUACUUCGCAACGAUGUACAAAGUUACAAAAGAUGAUGUCCCUUCGACGCAAGAUUCGUCACGUGAUAGUUAGUGCUCGUUUUCAUUUCUUUUUCGAGUUUCACGUUAAACGAAGGCCGCAAGAGUCUGUGGAGAAAACAACAUGGCCGUAAGAUCUUGCUGUACGAUUUUAAUGGCCUUUCCAUAGUGUGAAAUUCCGUUUUUAAAUUCGUGCGUAAGAGUCUAUAUUUUGAAAAAUUUUAUCCGCGCAGUUCUUUUUUUAAUCUGAAAACUUUUACUAUUGUGUGAAAAUGGUUGCUUUACAGCUAUCAAAGUGCUUUCGUCGAUUUAUGAUCAACUCCGAAAGUUUGCUUUUUUGCAAUAGAACCAACUGGGCCAUCUAUCGCAGAUCGUGCGCAUGCUCACAACACGAUGUGUUUCCGCAAGCUUACCAUAACAUCCAUUAUACUAUUAUUAUAGAUUAUUACUCUAUGUUUGUGUGAAAUCGUAUUGCUUUUACUUGGAAAAUGUGUCACGUUAUUUUUUUUAUUUUUACUCGCAUCAUUUUUGUGAAAAUUUUACGUUUGUAUGAAAUGCUUAAUAUGAAAGAUUUUUCCAGCUUUUUUUUGUGUAUCAUCCUUUCAAAGAAUCGUG